Caretta caretta (loggerhead turtle) is the source of this 2988-nucleotide messenger RNA. Lineage: Eukaryota; Metazoa; Chordata; Testudines; Cheloniidae. The record is from RefSeq and is a predicted model, not a curated record.
AGCGAGCGCAGGGCGCGAGCCGGGGCUGCUGGCGGCCACGCAACUUCCGCUCCUUGAGCUCCCGCUCCCAGCGCGCGCCGCCUGCGAGCGAUCGGCCGGCACCGGCUGAGGGGAGGGAGGCCGCCCCGCUGCCGUCUGCCUCACAGCCCCGGGCCGGCCGGCCGGACCCGGCGCCGCCGGGGGGGAGAGGCGGGACCCUCCGGCCCUGGGGGGAGAGGCAGGACCCUGAGCCCGCAGCCUGAGAACGGCCGCCCCCAGCUCCAUGAAUGGAAAUCGGCAGCGCAGGACCCGUCGGGGCACAGCCCCUUCUCAUGGUGCCCAGACGUCCCGGCUAUGGCACCAUGGGCAAACCUAUUAAAUUGCUGGCCAACUGCUUCCAAGUUGAAAUCCCAAAGAUUGAUGUCUACCUCUAUGAGGUGGAUAUUAAACCAGAUAAGUGUCCUCGCAGGGUGAACAGGGAGGUGGUGGACUCCAUGGUGCAGCAUUUUAAAGUGACAAUAUUUGGGGACCGGAGACCAGUUUAUGAUGGGAAGAGAAGCCUUUAUACAGCCAAUCCACUCCCUGUAGCAACCACUGGGGUAGAUUUGGAUGUAACAUUACCAGGAGAAGGUGGAAAAGAUCGUCCCUUCAAGGUGUCAAUAAAGUUUGUUUCUCGGGUGAGCUGGCACUUGCUGCAUGAAGUUUUGACAGGAAGAACCUUGCCUGAGCCUCUGGAACUAGACAAACCAAUCAGCACUAACCCUGUUCAUGCUGUCGAUGUGGUGCUACGACACCUACCCUCCAUGAAGUAUACCCCUGUGGGCCGCUCCUUUUUCUCAGCUCCAGAGGGCUAUGAUCACCCGUUGGGAGGGGGCAGGGAAGUAUGGUUUGGAUUCCAUCAGUCUGUUCGGCCUGCUAUGUGGAAAAUGAUGCUUAAUAUUGAUGUUUCUGCCACUGCCUUCUACAAAGCACAACCUGUAAUUCAGUUCAUGUGUGAAGUUCUUGACAUUCAUAACAUUGAUGAACAACCAAGACCUCUGACUGAUUCUCAUCGGGUAAAAUUCACCAAAGAGAUAAAGGGUCUGAAGGUUGAAGUGACUCACUGUGGAACAAUGAGACGGAAAUACCGUGUUUGUAAUGUAACAAGGAGACCUGCCAGUCAUCAAACCUUCCCUUUACAGUUAGAAAACGGCCAGACAGUUGAGAGAACAGUAGCACAGUACUUCAGAGAGAAGUAUAACCUCCAGCUGAAAUAUCCUCAUCUUCCUUGUCUACAAGUGGGACAGGAGCAGAAACAUACCUACCUGCCUCUAGAAGUAUGUAACAUUGUGGCAGGCCAGCGAUGUAUCAAGAAGCUAACAGACAAUCAGACAUCAACCAUGAUCAAAGCAACAGCAAGAUCUGCCCCAGAUAGACAAGAGGAAAUUAGCAGAUUGGUAAGAAGUGCAAACUAUGAUGCAGAUCCAUUUGUUCAGGAGUUUCAGUUUAAAGUUCGGGAUGAGAUGGCCCAUGUGACAGGGCGCGUGCUUCCAGCUCCAAUGUUGCAGUAUGGAGGACGGAAUCGAACAGUGGCAACCCCAAGCCAUGGCGUAUGGGAUAUGCGAGGGAAACAGUUUCACACUGGUGUUGAGAUCAAAAUGUGGGCCAUAGCUUGCUUUGCAACGCAGAGACAAUGCAGAGAAGAAAUACUGAAGGGUUUUACAGAUCAGCUGCGCAAGAUUUCGAAGGAUGCAGGGAUGCCGAUCCAAGGCCAGCCAUGUUUUUGCAAAUAUGCACAGGGUGCGGACAGCGUGGAGCCAAUGUUCCGACACCUUAAAAACACCUACUCCGGACUCCAGCUCAUCAUUGUCAUCCUGCCAGGGAAAACACCUGUGUAUGCGGAGGUGAAACGUGUGGGAGAUACGCUGUUGGGGAUGGCCACGCAGUGCGUUCAAGUCAAGAAUGUCAUUAAAACAUCUCCUCAGACUCUCUCAAACCUGUGCCUAAAGAUUAAUGUUAAAUUAGGAGGAAUCAACAACAUUCUUGUACCUCAUCAACGACCUUCUGUGUUCCAACAACCGGUGAUCUUCUUGGGAGCAGAUGUCACUCAUCCGCCUGCUGGGGACGGAAAGAAGCCUUCCAUUGCUGCUGUUGUAGGUAGUAUGGAUGCUCAUCCAAGCAGAUAUUGUGCCACAGUGAGAGUUCAAAGACCUCGGCAGGAGAUUAUCCAAGAUUUGGCCUCCAUGGUAAGAGAACUUCUCAUCCAGUUCUACAAGUCAACACGAUUCAAACCCACACGUAUCAUCUUCUACAGGGAUGGGGUUUCUGAAGGACAAUUUCGACAGGUGUUGUAUUAUGAGCUGCUAGCAAUUAGAGAGGCUUGCAUCAGUCUGGAGAAAGAUUACCAGCCAGGAAUAACCUACAUCGUAGUACAGAAACGACAUCACACGCGAUUGUUCUGUGCGGACAGAACUGAAAGGGUUGGAAGAAGUGGCAACAUUCCAGCUGGAACAACUGUAGAUACAGAUAUUACACACCCAUAUGAGUUUGAUUUUUACCUCUGUAGUCAUGCUGGAAUACAGGGUACCAGCCGUCCCUCACACUAUCAUGUUUUGUGGGAUGAUAACUGUUUUACUGCAGAUGAACUUCAGCUGCUGACUUACCAGCUCUGCCACACAUAUGUGCGUUGCACACGAUCUGUUUCUAUACCUGCACCAGCGUAUUAUGCUCACCUGGUAGCAUUCAGAGCAAGAUACCAUCUUGUGGACAAAGAACAUGACAGUGCUGAAGGAAGCCAUGUUUCAGGACAAAGCAAUGGGAGAGACCCACAGGCCCUUGCUAAGGCUGUACAGAUUCACCAAGACACCUUACGCACCAUGUACUUCGCUUAAAUAAAUCAAUAAAAUCGGAGCAUACUCACCGAAAGGAAGAACUGAAAAAUUAAGCCACAUACAAUACACAAUGGGAUGAGCAUGACAACAGAACACGGCUUGCUGAACGUAUCGACAGUGUGAACAGAUGGAAGGAGAC